This is a messenger RNA of Anopheles aquasalis, 2877 nucleotides long. It is a transcript of the gene FoxP, whose product is annotated as forkhead box transcription factor P. Gene Ontology annotation, biological process: regulation of transcription by RNA polymerase II. The record is from RefSeq and is a predicted model, not a curated record. Gene Ontology annotation, cellular component: nucleus. Gene Ontology annotation, molecular function: DNA-binding transcription factor activity, RNA polymerase II-specific; RNA polymerase II cis-regulatory region sequence-specific DNA binding. Lineage: Eukaryota; Metazoa; Arthropoda; Insecta; Diptera; Culicidae.
GGCCGUGGCCGCAGCAUGAGGAGGUAGUGCCAACCGUGACUGGACUGAACCAAUCAGAGGGAAAGGAAGGUGGGCGUCAAACAAUUCACCGGCCAUCGUUAAGGAGACUAGUCUGGACGAUGCGUUACAUCACUAAGCGCAUUGGUUGUGUUUCGCAUAUUUUACGUUUCGUCGAUGCUGCUAGUGCUGACCAGCGCCGACCCUGCAGGGAAAGGUUGGGUGGGGCAUAUUAGCAUCCGCUACUCGUUUCGCCAUCGCCGACGACCGAUGAGAACGGCCCAAGACCCCCAGAUGAAGGACUACAGCAGACAGACUAUGGAGAAGAGUGAAGACCGCGUGUUCUGCCCCUCGAAGAGACUGCUGAAAAACCACCAUCGACAUUAGUAGACCCAGACUCCCGACCUGCCCCACCGCAAUGAGCAGACUGGCGGCGGUGAAAAAACGACAACGCGAGCAGCAUCAGCAGCAGCGUCGGGCUCGACGAUGCAUCCGCUGUUCGGAGGCGGGGCCUGCCGUUGGCCCGGCUGCGAACGCGUGUUUGACGAGUUCAACGACUUCUACAGCCACCUGCACUCGGACCACAUCAACGGUGACUACUCGGCCGCACAGGCCCGUAUCCAGAUGGAGGUCGUCUGCCAGCUCCAUCUGCAGCUGCAGAAGGAGCGUGACCGGCUGCAGGCGAUGAUACUGCAUCUGAACAAGAAGAACGAGAUGAUGCGCACACCGACGACCACCACCGCUGCUGCCGUCCUGUUCGGUGGCCAGUUUCUGACCCAGCUCGCCGUAACCGUCCCACCAUUGCAACCGCCUCCUCCACCACCACCACCACCCCCAACACCCCCACCGCCGCCAACGGUACCAUCAAAUCAUCAUCAUCACCGAGGGGGAGCACCGGUGCCGUCACAGCCACAACCACUACCUUCCUCAUCGUACGCGGGGCCGGGGGGCACGGUCAGCGCAACCACCAGCACCGUCGUCACCCCGUUCGAGCUGAUCGCGGGUUUGCGCUUCCCGGCCGAUAUGGAGGCGGUCGCUGUGACAGCCGGUGCACCCACUUUGCUGCUACCGUCGGCUGCCACCGAUUGCUAUGUCGGCGAUAGCAAGCUGACCGCUCACCACCACCAAUCUCACCAUCACCACCAGCAGCAGCAGUAUCCGCACCGUCAGAUACCGGAUACCGGGGUGAUCGGACCGGUCGGUGGAAUGACGGCGGUGGCGGCUAGGGCGCCCGGUUCCAAUGCGCACCAGCACGUCAGCUCACGACAGCAGCAGCAGCAGCACUCACCGAGUGCGUCAUUAGGUAGUGGAUCGAAAGCGGAUGCCAACGGAGCCGGUAACGCCCCUAAUGAGGGACCACCCCCUCCAAUGGUCACCACCACUACCAGCUCCAAAUCAUCGGCCAAAUCGGGGGGUGGAGGUGCCGGUCAAAGCAGACCAAAAUACUUCUCACCGCAGGAUGGCGAAGAACUCAACUAUCCGGACGUGCAAGACGAUGUACACAAGAACCGGGAGUUCUACCGCAGCCACGAUGUGCGUCCACCAUUCACCUACGCCUCGUUAAUAAGACAGGCCAUUAUCGAGUCGCCGGAAAAGCAGCUGACGCUGAACGAGAUCUACAACUGGUUCCAGAACACGUUUUGCUACUUCCGGCGCAACGCAGCCACGUGGAAGAAUGCGAUCCGGACGAACCUGUCGCUGCACAAGUGCUUCGUGCGGUACGAAGACGAUUUCGGAUCGUUCUGGAUGGUGGACGACCACGAGUUCCUGAAGCGGCGCCACUUGUCGCGGGGUCGGCCGCGCAAGUACGAUAUCUCGAUGCCACCAGCGACCGAGCAGGAGGACUCACCUGACACCUCGUCCCAUACUACAACCGACCAUGCAACUGGCAGUUGUGUUGGGCAGAUGGUAGCAGCAGCAGGAGCAGCAGGAUCUGGAGCAGUAUCACAACAACCAGCAUCAUCACAGGGCCCGGAAGUAGGCACUAACGCUGGCACCAAUGGGGGGCUGCUGGCAGGUGACCUUAGUCCGAGCGUCGUGUGCGGUCCACCGUACAGUGACGAGUAUGGGCGGUUGCGGCGAAUGCAAGCAGCAAGUGAGGCGGCCGCCACCUCCGGUGCGACAGAGCACAAGCUUUUGACACACGGUGCUGGUAUCUUCGCAGCACGGUUGUUGAAAAGGAACAACGAGUACAGUAGAGGGUAACGAGAUGCUCUAGUGGCACGACGAACAAAAGAACAAGAGCUGGAUCGUGCCUUGCCCUUCCCUCUCCCUUCCCCCGGCAACCUUUGGAUUUAGUGAUUUUGUUUUGGUUUUGGGCUGCAUGCAACCUGUUCUCUUUUCCUACAGUUUCAUUCAAUCGACAAACGACUCCCCGCCUUCGACUCUAGGAUUCUCUAGGAAAUGAACACACGUGGCACCCUAGCCUACGACUAAUACUUAUCUACUAAUGCUGCUCUACCCUUCUAUUUUGAUGAGCCAGGUGCUACUGCCUUCAGCUCCGUUUUGUGGCCAACGGAAAUUUGGUCUUUGAAUUUCUAGCUCAAUGGUUAUUCAGUUAUACGGUACUAUGUUUAUUGUUGAUUGUUUGCGUGUGGUUCAGGCCACCUUGCAUUAGCCAUCCAUUUCUCUCCGUUUUCUUAGCCUAUAGUUACAGUGCACGCCAUUUGGAGUUUACAGGAGCGAUGACCUGGCGUUCAGCAUCCGUUCAAUAUUGGACUGUGGUCGGCUGGCGAGCACUUUCGCUUUCGUCUCCUUUUCAGAUCCGCAAAAUUCAAGACGCCCCGCAUGUUGCCGUAGACAGCAGUAGGAGGACAUAGGGAUUUUUCCUUUUAAAAUUCAACAGCCCGGGGGGUGGGCGCAAUGGGCCUAGUGGCAAAU